Molecule: messenger RNA, 2493 nt
Organism: Hevea brasiliensis (rubber tree)
Lineage: Eukaryota; Viridiplantae; Streptophyta; Magnoliopsida; Malpighiales; Euphorbiaceae
Product: BOI-related E3 ubiquitin-protein ligase 1
Exons: 4
Coding region: 1106-2173 (355 amino acids)
Molecular function (GO): ubiquitin-protein transferase activity
Source: RefSeq, a predicted model, not a curated record
UGAGCAAUGGGUGGACAAUUGAAGCAGUAGUUUAAUUUUAUUACUUUCACUUGAAGGGUUCCCAUUGUUAAAAAAAUAAAAAAGACAAUAUAUUCCCAAAUAAUCUUAAAAUUAAUUUCUUUUUCUAAAAUUAAUAUAAUUUCUAAAAAUAAUAUAUAAAUAAGUUAAAAAAGAAAAAGCUGGCGAGAGAGGUUCAUAUGGGCCCAUAAUACAAACAAACCCAGAGGCUGAGGGAGGGCUGCACACCUUCCCACCCGUCUCCACCGCUUACAACUACUGCACAUCAGAAAUCCAUUGAUUUUCUCUGUCUUUUAUUUUUUUAAUUAUUUAAAAAAAGGAAAAUAUUUAAUUAUAUUAUUAUAAAAAAUAAUAAAAAUGCAGUACGAGUAUUGGUGUUGAUGAUAACAAACACGAGACUCCUCCUUAAGAAAAGCCAACCCCCACGAGAAGGAGAAGAGUUGAGAAAAGCAAAGGCCAACAACAAAGAAAGAAAGAGCAGAAUAAGGUGUCUCUCUCUUGUACUGAUUCGUUUUAAUCGCAUCUCUCUCUCCUUCGACUCCUAUUCCCUAAUAUCCUCUCUCUUCGCUUUCCCCUCCCCAUAUAUAUAAUGCAAACAUACAAACAACAGCAAAGCAAAAGCAUAUAUAUAGGAAAGGAAAGUGGGUGAUGAGAAGAAGUGUUAUGGUGGUGGUGGUAGCAUUAGUGUUGGAUUUGUUUGUGGUGGCCUUUCAAUAGACAUAAUUCCAUUCCUUUGAUUCUCUUUCUUUAAAUUCUCUCUCUUAUUUUUUUUCUUUAUAUUUAUAAGAAUAAUUAGGAGAAGAGGAGAAGAAUAGUUUGGGAGUAAGAAGUAGCUGUCUAUCUCAUUCUUUUACCUGUCAUUGAAGAGUCCGCCUUGGCUUGGGGGGCAUCAACUUUUCAUGCUUCUUAUGUGUUAGCGUUAUUGCUGCCUUUCACAUUGCUCCAUAACUUCAUUUACCAUUCCCUUUCCUUCCUUCCUUCCUUCCCUCUUAUUUGUUCUCCUUACCCCAAUACACAUACGCACCGAAGUUUCAUUUUUCUAUCUCUCUGUCUCUCUGUUUCUCUCAAUCCUUCCAUAUAUCGAUCAAUGGCUGUGCAAGCUCAAUACCCUUCAAAUAUCCUCCUUCUAAACAGAAACGGGCAAGAGGGUCAUGAUUACUCAUUGCAACCCCAACCAGGAGGAUUUCUUGAUCAAUCCCAUAUGCUAUUCACCAAUGGAGGGACUAAUAAUCCACGAAAGAGAGGAAGAGAAGUGGCAUCAGCAGCGGCGGCGGCGGCAGCAAUUACAACGACCACUGGUGGCAUCACAACAGGGCCAACAAUCCAUCCAUUCUCUAUGCAAUCUCAAGCUCCUCAGCUAAUAGACCUCUCCCAUCUCCACAACCAGCAGCACCUAUCCCAACCAAAUGUUGUCUCCACGGGCCUCCGUUUAUCUUUCGGCGACCAACAACAAAUGCAACAAAACCACCAUUAUCAGCAGCAGCAACAGCAGCAACAACAGCAACAGAGUUUUGUAUCCCAAUCAUCUCCUUUCUUGUGCUUAUUAUCAGAAGAUUUUGCCACCCAAAUUAAACGCCAAAGAGAUGAGAUAGACCAAUUCCUUCAAGCUCAGGGAGAGCAUUUGAGGCGCACAUUAGCCGAUAAGAGGAAGAGGCACUAUCGUGCGCUGCUGAGCGUAGCGGAGGAAUCAAUAACCAGGCGAUUGAAGGAGAAAGAAGCCGAAGUCGAAAAAGCCACUCGACGUAACGCAGAAUUAGAGGCACGCGCCGCCCAACUCAGCGUGGAGGCACAGGUUUGGCAGGCAAAGGCUAGGGCACAAGAGGCUACGGCUGCAUCGCUGCAGGCGCAACUGCAGCAGGCGAUAAUGAGCGGAGGAAUGGUGACGCAGGAUAACAGGAGAGGGGACGAAGGCGGGAUAGGAUGCUCUGGGGGAGUAGAUGGACAAGCGGAGGAUGCGGAGUCAGCGUACGUUGAUCCGGAGCGGGUAACGGUGACGGCUGGUCCAAGUUGCAAGCGUUGUCGGAAACGGGCGGCGACUGUGGUGGUGCUGCCGUGUCGGCAUCUGUGUCUCUGUACAGAAUGUGACCAAGCGGCACAAGCUUGCCCACUUUGUCUCCAAGUAAGAAAUUCCAGUGUUGAGGUUUUUCUGUAUUAGAACCCAAUCUGAAUGAGUAGGCUUAGGCCCAUGAAUCGGCUCAGCCCAUUUCAGAUUGAAAGGUUUUAGAAGGGAAAGAAAAAAAAAAGGAAAAAAUUGAAAAAAAAUAAAUAAAUAAUGCUGAUUAAAAUAAAAUUACAAUUUCUUUUUUUUUAUUAUUAUUUUUUGGUUUAAAUAUGAGCUCAAAGGCUUUUUUUUUUUUUUAAUCCUUUUUGGUUGCCCCUCUUGUAGUGAAGUACCUAGAGGUAAUGUACAUGGCCGCAUGGAUGGUGGCAUUUUUUUUAUUUAAUUCAUAUAUAAAUUCUUUUAUUUUUAUGUCA